Lactuca virosa is the source of this 366-nucleotide messenger RNA. The record is from the annotation of a GenBank genome assembly. NCBI's taxonomy places the organism in Eukaryota, Viridiplantae, Streptophyta, Magnoliopsida, Asterales, Asteraceae.
AUGGGCCAUGAAGGUGAUGGUGGUGACGAGCCGCCACAUCCGUUCGGUGGAGAUUUUGGUGUUCACCAGAUUGAUGCUGUACCUCCCAGACGAAGAGGCAUGACAGUAAACAAGAAAAUGCAUCGGCUAUAUGAAGCAAACGGCAGACAACCUCUAAAAAUAAUAUUUGACAAGAAUACUUUUGUGCCGAUUGGGGUUUUGGUUUAUACUUUUGAAUCCUACUGCUUCAAACUUCUCGAAACUUUCAGGUAUAUGAUGACUCAGCAAAGAGGAGAGACGAUGGAUAGUGAUCCUGCAUUUGAUGAAUAUAAGUGCAGGGUUUGGAAGAUAAUUGCGUUGGUGUUCGUGCACAUAAUGUUAGUAUAG